Molecule: messenger RNA, 570 nt
Organism: Acanthosepion pharaonis
Lineage: Eukaryota; Metazoa; Mollusca; Cephalopoda; Sepiida; Sepiidae
Source: the annotation of a GenBank genome assembly
AUGCUCAUCCCCUUGGUUGUUAACAGGCAAGUCUUCUUCAAAGCUGCAGUUUUGCUGCGUCUUUUCUUCAUAGUCUUUCUCUAUUCGAGUUUUCUUUUUACUUUUUUUGCCCUCAAUUUUUUUCGUUUUUAUAAAAUUCUUAUUCGUUCAUUUUUUUUUUUAUUCCUAAUUGCUUUUUUUAUUUUUCCUCAUUUUUCUUUCAUUUCUUUAUUUUGUCUUUUGAUACUUUUUUACAUUGUCUCGAUUUUAUAUUCCUUCAUUUACUUUUUUGCUUCACUCGUUGCUUCGUUUCUUUUUCCUUCCUUCCUUUUUUUCUUCAUUUCCUUUUUCCUUCCUUCCUUUUUUCUUCGUUUCCUUUUUCCGUCCUUUUUUCAUUAUAUUGUCCAGUUACAUUUAUUUCAUUUUUCAAUUUCUUUUUUUUACUAUUUCUCCUUCAUAUUUUCCUUUUGGAAAUCUUAUUCACUUCCUCGCUACGCCUCUGACAAAAUAUCGCAUUUCAAAGAAAUCAUCAAAAUUCUGGGAUUCAUUUAUUUAUUCAUUCUUAAUCCUAUUGAUUUUUUUUUUCAUUAA